AACUUCUGGAUCCUGCGGCUGCCCCCAGGCUCCCGGGGAGAGAUCCCCAAGGUGCCGGUGACGUUUGAUGACAUCUCCGUGUACUUCAACGAGCAGGAGUGGGAGCGGCUGGAGCGCUGGCAGAAGGAGCUGUACAGGGCUGUGAUGAGGGGCAACUACGAGACCCUCAUCUCCCUGGACUACGCCGUGUCCAAGCCUGACAUCCUCUCCAAGAUGGAGAGGGAUGAAGAUCUUUGGUUUAAAGAGGGGCAGGAGCUCCCCCAGACACGUUUGGGAGACAGUCAGGAGCUCCCCCAGGAACCAGAAGAGAUGGACCAUGUGGAAGAGGCUUUGGAGGAAGAUGAAGUCCCCAUGGACACCAACAUGGACCACGACGUGUCCAAGCCUGGUGUCCCAACCCAGAAGAGCGAUGAAGAGCUCUGCCUCAGAGAGGGGCAGGAGCCCCCACAGAAAGAUGUGUCAGACAGUCAGGAACCCCCUCAGACAGGUGUCCCAGAGGGCCAGAAGGCCUCUCAGAAGUCCCCUCGGACAGACAUCCAGGAUGGUCAGGAACCCCCUCAGGCAGGUGUCCAGGAUAGUCAGAAGCUCCCUCAGACACCAGAAGAGACAGACCAGAAGAAAUCAGCUCUGGGAGAAGAUGAAGCCCCCACAGCAGCUGGCAGAGCCCUUCCCAGCCUGGUGAAGGACAUCACGUCCCUGAAGGCACAGGAAGAGAAGCUGUGCAGGGAGGAUCAGCCUGGGACAGAGAUGGAAGCGGAUUCGGAAGAGUCCGGCACAGAGGAAGGCUGCUCGCUGGAGAACGAAGCGGCGUGUGAAGGAGCUUCUGAAAACAUCCAGGUGAAGAAGGAAGAGGAGCAAGAGGUCUCUGCACCUUCUCCCAGCUCAGACCUCCAGAAAUGCCCCAAAAAUGAGAAAGCCAAGAGCAAGAAGAAGCCCAACAGGUGCGAGAGCAGCAACCUGCUGAUGGGGAACUGCCGGCGGGGCUACGUGCGGGAGUGGUCCCACCCCUGCACCGAGUGCGGGAAGCGCUUCCGCCUCAAGAUCAACCUGAUCAUCCACCAGCGCAGCCACGCCAAGGAGGGGCCCUACGAGUGCGGCGUCUGCGAGAUCAGCUUCGCCGACAAGCGCCAUCUGGACCUUCACCAGAGCAUCCACAUCAAGGACAGGGCCUUUGGAGCCAAGGUCUGGGGGAACGUCCACCCGGAGCUGCGGAUCCGGCCGAGGAGGAAGUUUUGCGGAACGCUCUACGGGGGUGGGCACAGCCUGGGCACUGGGACGUGUGCUGGGGGGUCCUUGCUGGGCCAGCACAAGGAGGAGCCGGACAGAGGGAGCCUGCAGAGCUCCAGGCCCUCUUGGAAAUGCACCUUCUGCAAAAAGACACUCUCCUGCAGCACCUCCCUGCAGCGGCACCUGCAGACCCACAUGCAGAACAGGCCCUACUGCUGCAGCACCUGCAACAAGGGCUUCACCCGCAGCACUCACCUCGUGCGCCACGAGAAGAUCCACGAGCGCCAGAGAGCCCAGGCUGCCCAGCUCCAGCACCAGGCACCCGGGUCCCCGGGGACCCCUGGGGGUGGGAACGUUCCUCACCCACCAGCCCAGGAACCCGAGAGGAACGUUAGUCCUGCAGCCAAAGCCCCUGCAGCCAACGGGCUCCCGGAUGGUCCUGGACAACCUGGAUCGCCGG
Chaetura pelagica (chimney swift) is the source of this 1687-nucleotide messenger RNA. RefSeq names its product zinc finger protein 777-like. The transcript is spliced from 7 exons. NCBI's taxonomy places the organism in Eukaryota, Metazoa, Chordata, Aves, Apodiformes, Apodidae. Gene Ontology annotation, biological process: regulation of DNA-templated transcription. The record is from RefSeq and is a predicted model, not a curated record. The annotation marks the transcript as partial.